Dermacentor albipictus is the source of this 561-nucleotide messenger RNA. RefSeq lists its product as uncharacterized. Lineage: Eukaryota; Metazoa; Arthropoda; Arachnida; Ixodida; Ixodidae. The record is from RefSeq and is a predicted model, not a curated record.
AUGAGCUACAAGACUCUAUGGAGUUGGCUAAUCCAAGCCUUAGAGAAGCCAUCGCGGCUCUGGACCUCCUCUGCAGUUCAAUGCUUUCGGCAUGCGGGUUUCAUGACCCGCAUUGAAGAAGCUUCCGAGGAAGCAACCGAAGAUUUGACGUUGGAUGGCACAGAGGAAGAAUGCCAGCUUGAAGAAACCUGGAGACAGUUCGAGCGCUUUGUCGGUGCUGAGCCACACAGCAUGUGCAUUGAGGACUUCGUUGGCGGUGACGACAGCACCGGAACAGUGGCGGAGUUAACAGACGUGGAGAUCGCUGCAGAAGUGACUGCUGAGCGGCCAAACGAAGACGCUGCCGAGGCUGAUCCAGCAAGCGCUGAUGUUACCCCACUCCCUACUGCAACUGAGGCUGUAGCUGCUUUGGCCGUUGUAAGCCGUUACUGCGGCGCAAUAGAAGGGACUGGACUGUCUCUUGUGGACAAUUUGGACUAUGUUGAAGACGCCGUGGUCAAACACGCGGUUGCCAAUAUGAAGCAGGCUACUCUGCUUCAGUACUUUCAGCGAACUAAAUAA